This is a messenger RNA of Daphnia carinata, 944 nucleotides long. Its product is annotated as lysozyme-like. Bases 315 to 794 code for a protein of 159 amino acids. Lineage: Eukaryota; Metazoa; Arthropoda; Branchiopoda; Diplostraca; Daphniidae. Gene Ontology annotation, molecular function: lysozyme activity. The transcript has 4 exons. The record is from RefSeq and is a predicted model, not a curated record.
UGUCUAUAGACUUAAGAUUGCUGCUGUGCUGAAGGUCACUGUUUGUGUCUCAAAAUUCGUUUGGGUCUUCCGGUGACAUUGAUUACGACUUGUGCAAUCUUCAGUCCGGAAUUGCUUAUUAUGAAUUGUUUUGUGGUUAGAACGCCUUUCGGCCAUACAAUGAGCUUAUAUAAAACUCAUGGAUAUACCUUUUUUUGAGUCGACUUCCAACUAGCGAUAGUCAACAGCUGACACGUAGGAACGGUUACCCAACACAACCCGGGUUAGGUACCAUCGCCCACCUUGAGUCGUUCUCCUGUCGCCAGUGUUAUAAGAUGCUGCUCAAGAUCGCUGCUGUUUGCCUUUUUGCUUUUUUGGCUACAUUUUCCCCGUUCACCCAAGGUCAGGUAGCAUCUGUAGUCCCAGAGGAUUGCCUGGGAUGUUUGUGCCAGGCCAGUACAGGUUGUAACAUGACGAUUCCUUGCACAUCUGGUCACCAAUACCUUUGUGGCCCUUUCCUUAUUUCUUGGGCUUAUUGGGCAGACGCAGGCAAAUUCGUUCUAGCGAACGACGACCCUGAACGGAAAGGAGCUUUCGAGGCGUGUGUCCAAGAUGCUGUGUGUGCUGGAGAAACUGUACGUGGAUACAUGGCAAAAUUUGCACAGGAUUGCAACGGAGAUGGAGUAAUUAACUGUGAUGACUACGCGCACCUCCACAUUUUGGGCGGAUUCGGCUGCAACGCACCAGUUGCCCAGACGCCUUUCUACCAAGGUUAUCUCGCAUGUAGAAACACAGUCCAGUCUUUGUCGGGUUGAUUUUUGAUCGUAACUUAUCGCUGUUGCUAGCCGAAAAAGUGUCUUACAUUGUAUUAAAAGUCCUGUGGGAUUUAGUUAUUUAAACGAAAAAAUAGGAAUUGCUGAUGGGUUUUCAUCGAUUGAUUAUUAAAUACACGAUUGGCCACGAAA